AUGUUUAUGGUGGUUCCAUACUGCCCUUACCAACCGACAACACGACUUCCACACUUCCAGGUUUUAUACUCUGAGCUCUUGUAUUAUCUAAUCUAUCGAUCGUUGUAUAUUAUUCGUCAACUUCCUUCUUUAUCUGGUACACUUUUUCAGGAAUACUUUGAAAAGAUAGAGAGACUUAUUGUGAAUGAUGGGAAUUAUGCUAGUAUGAAAAGGGGUAUUGAGAUGAUUGCUUCUGCGGCUAAGAUCUAUAAGGUGAUUGGGAAGCAUGAUCUUCUAGAUUACUACUUUUGA
Messenger RNA from Botrytis porri, 291 nucleotides. RefSeq lists its product as uncharacterized. The record is from RefSeq and is a predicted model, not a curated record. The transcript is spliced from 4 exons. Bases 1 to 291 code for a protein of 96 amino acids. NCBI's taxonomy places the organism in Eukaryota, Fungi, Ascomycota, Leotiomycetes, Helotiales, Sclerotiniaceae.